Messenger RNA from Ixodes scapularis (black-legged tick), 1640 nucleotides. Its product is annotated as cyclin-dependent kinase 2-associated protein 1. The record is from RefSeq and is a predicted model, not a curated record. Lineage: Eukaryota; Metazoa; Arthropoda; Arachnida; Ixodida; Ixodidae. Gene Ontology annotation, cellular component: cytoplasm; nucleus. The transcript has 3 exons. Bases 159 to 497 code for a protein of 112 amino acids.
GUCACAAUAUGACACAAAGCGCAUAACCGAGUAAGCCUCAUCUUUAAUGAGUUUUUGCCCAAAAUUUAUCGCCUUUUAUUAGGGUUCCUUCUGCAGACAAGGUGCAAGUCCACUUGUUUGCAAGCAGCAACUGGUAGGGGCGAACCACCAUCCAUAAGAUGCUCCACCAAUGGCUGCUCAAGUCGAUUGAGGUCAUGGACGAAGACUCCAGAUCCACAGACUCGCCCGGGCAAAGCCAGCCCGGGACGCCACAGCAGGCGAGCAGUCAUAGCCCGGGCGGUGCCAACCUUGCGGGCAUGGUACCAGGAGAGGGCCCCCGGCACCAGCAGUCCAAGUACACACAGCUGCUGGCCGUCAUCGAGGAACUGGGCCGCGACAUCCGGCCAACGUAUGCCGGCAGCAAGUCUUCGGCCGAACGUCUCAAGCGGGGCAUCGUUCACGCUCGCAUCUUAGUGCGGGAGUGCCUCAUGGAGACCGAGCGCAAUGCCAGGUCCUGAACUGUCUGCUGGUCCUUCAACAGUCUACUGGUCCUGAACAGUUCCCUUGUCUUGAAUUGUGUACUGGUCCUGGAACAGCCUGCUUGUUUUGAAACAGCCUGCUGGUCUUGAAACAGCAUACUAGUUAUGGACAGGCUGGUUGGUGACAUUGACUGGUGCAGGAAAGUCUACCGGAAACAAACCGACUACUGGCUGGCGAUGUCUACUGGUUGUGUUGUGGACUACUGGUACCCGUGUGGGCAUCUAUUCUGGGUACAUGAAAGGUUGGUCUGCAGACCAAAGAAAGUGGAACAAGUCCUCGUGGACCACCUGUUCCACUUGUGCAAAUCUCCUGACUACUCGUGUGAUCUCGCAGCAGUACAGUUGAUUACUCCAGACUACUAAUGUGGCUGAAUCAUUACUCUGUCUUCAAUUUCGUGCAUCCAAUUUGUACUGACCUGUCGCUCAGAUUGUUGAGCCGGGUUACUGGUGACCGAUUCACUAUCAGCGUGUCCGGCACUGGCUAGUUUGCAUGAUGCCUGUGCGUUCUCUUUCAAGCACCAUAAGUAAAGUAUUAGUGUGCUGAUCCAGAUGGAUUGAUUGGACAACCACAAUCUAAUGAACACAGACGCGGUGCCACAUUGUUGCCAAACUCUUGAUCAAGUGCACACUGUAUUAUUUAGGUGGUAGUUGACCUUAGGGACAUAUCCAAUUAAACCAAAAGUCUUUUCUGUACCUGCCAAUUCAAACAAUGUGAAACACGCUGUCACUUUCUACUAAUUUCUGCACCGUCUCAUUUGUCUUCCAAGACUGACGCUGUUCUUUGUGUAACUUUCUCCAAGACCACUUAUUCACCGUUCUGUAUGCACAUUGCAUCUGUUUACUGGUGUCUGUCUCCGUACCCACCAGACUUUGCAACAUUGCAUUUGAGGUGGAUCCUGAUUUCCUAUGCGCUUGUUGCUGCCGUAUUGGUCUGUACGGAUUGUUGCGAUAUCUGUAACCCGGACAGACUGCCGAUUUAUCUGCACACUGCUCGCCUUAUCAUUGUCUCGGAAAAGGCAAUUUGUGACGUGUUGUCUGGGAAAGGUUGGGGAGAUGGAACAAGGAUUUGAACAUACUGGAAUGUUCUAAAUGGCUGCAAAGAAUAAAAUGGUGUGCAAGAGA